Molecule: messenger RNA, 837 nt
Organism: Ruditapes philippinarum (Manila clam)
Lineage: Eukaryota; Metazoa; Mollusca; Bivalvia; Venerida; Veneridae
Product: placenta-specific gene 8 protein-like
Exons: 4
Coding region: 237-674 (145 amino acids)
Source: RefSeq, a predicted model, not a curated record
CAUUUUUUCUUCUACAUCUAGCAUAAAUUGAUAUCGUAUAGUUAACCAUAUAUUCUAAAGACGUAGUGUUUAUAUUUCAGAGGAUAUAAAAUACGAUGCGAACUGAAGGAUAAGACCGGAAUUUGUAUGUCGGACUUUUUGUAUUUCUUUACAUCAUACUCGGCGAUAACCUUGUUUCUCUGCACCAUUCCAUUGUACGUGAAUUGAGGACUUUACAACUAUUUCAAGACAAGAUCAUGGCAGCUCAAAAUGACGAAACAGUUGUGAUGACAGGUGGUUCUUUUACAGCCAGUGAUGAAAUCCCUGUGACAGCUCAACCUAAGACAGAAAGGUCAAACAGUAAAGCUCAAGGUCGAAUGGUAACACCGGCGUCUUUUGAUGACACAUUAAGUGAAAGAGACUGGAAAACAAAACUGUAUUCUUGUGAGGAGGGUAAUUCAACAAAAUGCAGUUUGUACUGCUGUUGGUGUUAUCACAAAUAUAUGGCAGCAAUACGUCUAGGGGAGACGCCAUUUAUGGGAUUCCUACCUUGUGCAACAUUUGCAUUGAGGGUGAAAGUUAGAACGUUAUUUGGAAUUAAGGGUUCCAUUGUUGAAGAUUUUCUAACAACUUUGUUAUGUGAACCCUGCGCAAUUUGUCAGAUGUCUAGAGAGUUGGACGACGUGGGGCUUUAAACAAAUAUAUAAAAUAAUGUGAAUUAUAACGUUUUUAUAAUUUGAGCCGCUUAUAGCGUUGUAUAAUAUUUCAUAAUUUUAUGUGUACAUGUAUGUCUUUUGUAUUAAUAUUUAAAUGGUAAUGAAUGGAAUAAUUGUGAAAUAAAAAAAACAUAAACUAGUA